UUAGAGAGAAAAUGUUUGAAGAGCCCACAAGUCUUGCAAACAUUGCGGUUAGGCGCGCACAUCUGGGACGAGGCAAAUCUGGAGCAAGGUUUUCUUCAUCUGUUUCUGGCAUAUCUGGAUUGAGGUGUGAGUCGUUGCGCUGCGAAGUAAUAGGCGCACCAAUGAGACGUCCUUCGCCGUUAUAGUCGAGUGUAAUUGCGCUCACUCACCUCGUGUGAACCUACAUCAUGGCUCUACAGCCGGGCGACGUCCGGCCUGAUCCAACGUCUGAUCUUCACUGGUCCGACUACCGGGGAGCAAUCCAUGAGAUCUUUUCAGCCAAUGCGAAAGCCCAUCCUGGACGCACUUGUAUUGUUGAGACGGCUUCAUCGACGACACCAGAGCGAGUGUUCAACUAUGCGCAGAUCAACGAAGCAUCUAACAUUCUGGCCCACCAUCUCGUCGACCAUGGUAUCGAGCGAGGUGAGGUUGUUAUGGUUUACGCACACCGCGGCGUUGAUCUUGUGGUUGCCGUAAUGGGCGUCCUCAAAGCAGGAGCUAUCUUCAGUGUGAUCGAUCCCGCUUACCCUGCAGAUAGGCAGAUCAUCUAUCUCGACGUUGCGAAGCCGAGAGCGCUAGUAGUGAUUGAGAAGGCAACCACAGACGCUGGUCCUCUCUCGUCUAGCGUACGAGACUACAUCGACAGGAAGCUGCAGCUCCGCACAACGGUGCCAGCACUUAAGCUUCGUAAUGAUGGCUCUUUGCAGGGAGGGUUGGGGGCAGGGUCGAAUGAUUUGCUGUCCGAAUCUGUUGCGAAGAAGGCUGAUAUGCCAGGCGUGGUUGUGGGACCAGACAGCACGCCAACGCUCUCUUUCACUUCAGGCUCUGAAGGCAGACCAAAAGGCGUCAAAGGCCGUCACUUCUCAUUAGCGUACUACUUCCCAUGGAUGGCCAAACGUUUCGGCCUGUCGGAGAAGGAUCGCUUUUCCAUGCUCAGCGGUAUCGCUCACGACCCGAUCCAACGCGACAUCUUCACUCCCCUAUUCUUGGGUGCCAGCCUCAUAGUACCGUCGGCGGAGAACAUCACCUUUGACAAGCUCGCCAAAUGGGCGAGUGACAACGGUAUUACAGUGACUCACCUCACGCCGGCCAUGGGUCAGAUUCUGCUAGGUUCCAUGGAGCCAAAAGUGACGAGCCUCCACGGCGCAUUCUUCGUCGGCGACGUGCUAUUGAAGCGUGAUUGUCGAAGACUUCAGCAGCUUGCGCCAAACUGUCGGAUUAAGAAUAUGUACGGUACGACUGAAACGCAACGAGCAGUAUCUUUCUACGAGAUACCGUCCCUGCAGGAAGAUCCGACCUUCUUGGACAAGAUGGGAGAUGUUAUUCCCGCAGGUACGGGUAUGCUUGACGUCCAACUUCUUGUGGUAGAUCGUGAGAAGAAGGAAAGACAGUGUGAAGUCAAGGAAAUCGGAGAGAUAUAUGUUCGAGCCGGUGGGCUUGCUGAGCACUACUUGGGUGAUGAGGAGAAAUCGCGACAGAAGUUCGUGCCGAAUUGGUUCGUCGACCCACAACGAUGGAUCGAGGAGGACAAAGAGCGGGCUGCCGCCGCCACCAAGCCUCAGCCGUGGCGUCAGUACUACUUCGGUCCCCGAGAUCGAAUGUACCGUUCUGGCGAUCUCGGUCGGUAUAUGGAAGAUGGCAACGUUGAGUGUGUUGGUCGAGCAGAUGAUCAAGUGAAAAUACGUGGCUUCCGCAUUGAGCUCGGCGAGAUAGAUACUCAUCUCAGUCAACACCCGCUCAUUCGUGAGAACGUGACGUUGGUCAAGCGAGAUCACAACGAGGAGCAGAUUCUUGUAUCGUACUACGUCCCGGAAAUGCAGCGAUGGCGCGAGUGGUAUGCUGAGCACGAGAAACGUAUGUCGAACGAUCACAUGACGAAUGGCAUCAAUGGUACGCUGGACGUACCGAAAAGUAUAAGACGGAGAGUGUCAGCGAAGGAAGAGAUGGAUGUUCCUCAACGGAUGCGCAUCUUCGAAAUGCUGACAAUCGACGUGCGGGACCGGCUAAAGCAGAAGUUGCCAGUGUACGCUGUUCCGACGCUCUUCAUCCCCAUGCUUCGGCUACCACUCACGCCCAAUGGCAAGGUUGACCGGCGUGCAUUACCGUUUCCUGGUGCUGCAGAGCUAUUGGGCGCCAUGCCCAAGGCAACCGACGUCGGCGAAAGAACGGAGACGGAAAAGGAACUCGCCAAGAUCUGGGCACAGUUUCUUCCAGCGACCGCAGACUCCAUGUCUCGAGACGCGUCGUUCUUCGACAUGGGCGGCAACAGCAUCAUGACCGUACAGAUCAUCCCAAGAAUCAAUAAGCGGUGGGAGGGCGUCAACGUCCAGCCCAACGUCAUGGUGGCCGGCCAGCCUACGCUCAAGUCUGUCGGACGUUAUAUCGACCGGUCUCUCAACCCAGUUGGCCUGCGUCUCGACGCUACAGCCGGCGAGGAAGAGGAGCAGCAAGCGGAGUUGUAUUCGAACGAUCUUGCUAAGCAGAUUGAGCAGCUUCCGGCAUCGAUUCCGACCAUCUCCUCGGAGUACCCGAGAGUCGCUACCGGAAUGAACGUGCUGCUGACGGGUGCUACGGGCUUUCUGGGCGCUUACAUACUUCACGACUUGAUGAUGCGGUCGCCGCCUAACCAUGUCUACGCUCAUGUCCGAGCACCGUCGCAACAGGAAGCCCAGGAACGUCUUCGGCUCACGUGUACUGCAUACGGCUUAUGGCAGGAUUGGUGGUUGACAGAGGGCGUGCUCGAAGUUGUGCAAGGCGAUCUCGAGAAGCCUCACCUAGGCAUUAAUGAAGAGAUGUAUGCAAAGAUCGCUGAAGACUGCGAUCUCAUUAUUCACAAUGGCGCUCGAGUGCAUUGGCUGCUACCCUAUCAGUCGCUCAAGGCGGCCAAUGUUCAGCCCACCAUUGAGUGCAUCAAGCUGUGUGCGACUGAGAAGCCGAAGAGGCUCGCGUUUGUCAGCUCGACAAGCGCUCUGGACUCCGAGUAUUACCUCGAGCAGACUAGGGAAGGCAAUAGAGUCUUGGAGUCCGAUAAUCUGGAGGGCAGUCGUCAAGGCCUUGCUACAGGCUACGGACAGACAAAGUGGGUCUCGGAGAAGGUGAUCAAUGAAGCCUGCAAGCGCGGUCUUAGCGGCGUCAUCGUACGUUCUGGGUACAUUCUUGGUGAUCCGACAACAGGCAUCAGCAAUACGGACGACUUCCUCAUUCGGAUGCUGAAGGGCUGCAUUCAGAUCGGCUCAAGACCUGAUGUCGAGAACACGAUCAACAUGGUUCCCGUCACGCACGUGGCUCGUUUGAUCAGUGCCACUGCUUUUUAUGGCACCAAGGGGUCUGUGUCUCACGUCGAAGCGCACCCGCGUCUGACUUUCAACGGAUUCCUGGAGACGCUAGAAAAAUAUGGGUACAGCAGCCCAAUAGAGAACUACCAGUCCUGGAGACAGAAGGUUGUCGACUACGUCCAGAGCACCGCCAAGUCGCAAAAGGAAGAGCUCGCUCUUCUUGGAUUGUACCACAUGGUCACUGGAGAUCUGCCAGAGGCCACUAUUGCGCCUAACCUUGGUGAUCGGAGGGCACAACAGGUGCUAAACGACGAUACUCAGCAUACCGGUGUUACAACACCGACAGGCGUAACCCAGGCAGCUGUAGGUGCCUAUCUAGCUUUUCUGGUGGCGCGAGGCUUCAUGCGUGCACCGUCAUCGAGCGCUAUACCGCUACCAGAGAUCCAUCUUACGACUUCCCAGAGCGAUGCGCUCAACAAAGUCGGCGGGAGAGGCGGCACGACAGCUUAAGAAGGUGUAACAUCUUGCAACGUCUGACAUCUGCAUUUACCCACCACAUCAGACACUUCACUUAUCCCACAUUGAGGCGGUAAGCAAAAUAGGCCAACGGCAUAAUAGCUUAAAGAUCCCAUGAUUGAGUUGGGACAUCGUCAGAGUGAAGUUGUUAUCCACGUUAGAUUGUACAUGAUCAUAAUCUACAUGCUGUAGAGAGGCUUGUGUAACCCCACUCGUGCAACGCUACUGCUCCUGAUAGAUGUCGAAUGCGCUCUUAUAUUCGAAGAAGCUAGCCUUGUAGUAG
Baudoinia panamericana UAMH 10762 is the source of this 4113-nucleotide messenger RNA. RefSeq lists its product as uncharacterized. The coding region runs from base 228 to 3824 and encodes 1198 amino acids. Gene Ontology annotation, molecular function: L-aminoadipate-semialdehyde dehydrogenase [NAD(P)+] activity; phosphopantetheine binding. The record is from RefSeq and is a predicted model, not a curated record. NCBI's taxonomy places the organism in Eukaryota, Fungi, Ascomycota, Dothideomycetes, Mycosphaerellales, Teratosphaeriaceae. Gene Ontology annotation, biological process: L-lysine biosynthetic process. The transcript has a single exon.